Messenger RNA from Equus caballus (horse), 2988 nucleotides. It is a transcript of the gene VPS9D1, whose product is annotated as VPS9 domain containing 1. The record is from RefSeq and is a predicted model, not a curated record. Gene Ontology annotation, molecular function: small GTPase binding; guanyl-nucleotide exchange factor activity. NCBI's taxonomy places the organism in Eukaryota, Metazoa, Chordata, Mammalia, Perissodactyla, Equidae. Gene Ontology annotation, cellular component: cytosol; endocytic vesicle. Gene Ontology annotation, biological process: vesicle-mediated transport.
GCGGGGCUCGGGGCCCUGGUGACCUUGGACAGCUCCCGCGGCUGCCGCCCUGCGCGCUCCGUCGGUCCGCCGGGGGGCGUCGGAGCUGAGGCUUCACCUGUAGGGGCUUCCAGGGGUGUGCGCGGCCCUUGGGACGUCUGGGGCCGGCGGCUCCCUGUGUCUGUGUGUUCUCUGGGCACACGCUGGAGAGUCCAUCCGAUCCAAAGGGGACGGGAUCCAGGAAAGGUUCGCCGCGGCUUUCCAGGCGUCUGGAGAGCUUGUUUGGAAGGGAAGGCGCGCGGGGAGAGACGUGGCUCGUCCGAGAAGGGGUGUCGCCCAGGUGGAGAAGCGGGCUGAGCCCCCUCCGCUGCCCCGGAAGGAGGAGGAGGCAUAUAUGGAAUACCUGAGGAGCAUCCACUACAUCUCCCAGGUGCUGCUGGAAGAAGUGGAAAGCACUAAAGAAGCUGGGGAAACUCUGCCCCCAGACACCUCGAAGAUGCUGAAACUGGCCGAGCAGUGUCUGGAGAGGGCCCAGUCGACAGCUGCCAAGCUUGGGAAAACACACGUGAAGCCAGCCAUGCCUGUGGCUGCUCCUGUCCCCGCACCCACUACCCGACAUCGCCGGGUGUACUCAGAUGAGGGGGGGAAGCUCUCUCCGUUUCUGCCGCCAGAGAUCUUCCAGAAGCUUCAGGUGGUAGAGUCACAAAGCUCUAAGAAGGAGCUAACACCCUUGGAGGAGGCCUCCCUGCAGAACCAGAAGCUGAAGGCUGCGUAUGAGGCCCGGAUGGCCCGUCUGGACCCCAGCCAGGCCACGCAGAAGACAUCCCUGACCCUGUCCCUGCAGCGGCAGAUGAUGGAGAACCUGGUGAUCGCCAAGGCCCGGGAGGAGACACUGCAGAGGAAGAUGGAGGAGCGCCGGCUGCGACUCCAGGAGGCCGCCAACAGGAGGUUCUGUAGUCAAGUCGCCCUGACCCCGGAGGAGCGGGAGCAGCGGGCCCUCUAUGCCGCCGUCCUCGAGUAUGAGCAGGACCACGACUGGCCGAAGCACUGGAGGGCCAAGCUCAAGAGGAGCCCAGGAGACCUGUCGCUGGUCACCAGCCUGGUUUCCCACCUGCUCAGCGUCCCCGACCACCCCAUCUCUCAGCUCCUGAAGAAGCUCCAGUGCGCGGUGUACCGCGCGCUAUACCCGGUGGUGAGCCGGGCUGCCGUGGGCACCGCCUCGGCCCCGAGCUGCUGCGCCCUGCCCCCGGACGCUGACGGGCUGCUGGCCCCUGGAAGUCGGCGGCUCCGGCCCUCGCAGAGCCUCUACUGCAUGCUCUCCCUGCCUGAGCCUGGCCCGACCCUGCGGCCUCCCAACGACCCCCCUGCCAGUCCUCCUGUACCCCCACUCCACCCCAGCCCCCCUGACAGAGGGACGGAUAGCACCCCUGCAGGGCCGCCCUCACCCCUGGCAGACACCUCAUCCCGCCUGCCACGCAAGGACAGCUCCUUCGAAGACCUAGAACUGUUUUUGGCUACUUCUGAGAGGUGGGGCCAGGGCCCUGGGGGGCGGCCCGAGCCCCAGACCCCAGGGGUGGAGGAGCCAUUGCUGGAGCAGCUGAAGAGCACCGUCAAGGACAUCCACAAUGCCAUCGACAGGCUGCUCUCGCUGAUGCUCCUGGCUUUUGAAGGCCUGAAUACGGCCGCCUCCAAGGACCGCUGCCUGGCCUGUAUCGAGGAGCCCUUCUUCUCCCCGCUUUGGCCCCUGCUGCUGGCCCUCUACAGGAGUGUGCACCGCCCCCGGGAGGCUGCCCUGAGCAGGAGCAUGGAGCUCUACAGGAAUGCACCCCCGGCAGCCGUGGGCAUCCCCACCAAGCUCCUCCCUCGGGGCCCUGAGGCCCUGGAAGCUGGUGCCUACCCCUACUGCGCAGCAGCCCAGGAGCUGGGGCUCCUGGUUCUGGAGAGCUGCCCCCAGAAGAAGCUGGAAUGCAUUGUGAGGGCCCUGCGAGUCAUCUGCGCCUGUGCGGAGGAUUACUACCGGGCCCAGGAGGCUGGACCCCAGCCCAGUGCUGCUGCCAUUGGUGCCGAUGACCUGCUGCCCAUCCUGUCCUUCGUGGCGCUGAGAAGUGGCCUCCCCCAGCUAGUGUCAGAGUGCGCAGCCCUGGAGGAGUUCAUCCACGAGGGGUACCUGAUUGGAGAGGAGGGCUACUGCCUGACGUCACUGCAGAGCGCCCUGAGCUUCGUGGAGCUGCUGCCCCGGGGGGCUCUGGGCAAGUAGUGGAGCAGGACCCUCUAGGAGUCGCUGCCUGGGGGCAGUGGGCCAGCUGUGAUGGGGCUCUGCAGCUCUCAAGCCGCCGGAACCCAACAUCCGCCCCCAGGGGCUCAAGGAGGCCCCUUUGCUCCUGACAGUGUGGGCCUGAGCUGAGUCAGCUCCCAGGAAGCAGGCCUUCUCUCCCCUGACCCAGCCUCCGAGAGGCCCCAUGCAGGGACACCAGAGCUGCGGACUUCCCUAGGCAUGCUCACCCCUGACGGCUCAACCCACUGACGCCCCAACCCACUGAUGCCCCGCAGGCCCGCCGACCCCAGGGCAGAGAGGGACCGCGGGCCUGGCCAAGGACAGGUCUGGUUUCUCUCCAUUCCCGUCUCCUGAGAGGCAGUCACAGCUCCCUGAGCCAGUUUCUCGUCAGUCAAGAAGAGAGCCUGUCAUCGCCCCCACCCCGCCCUGAGGCCUGGGGCCCAAGUGGUUUGAGACUGCUGUUUAUUUAUUGGGUAUUGACCACUCCACUCUCCCUUGGAUGCCCAGGUGUCCUCGGGCACCCCCUGUGUCUGGGGUCUCAGAGCCACACUCCUACCCUAGGCACUAGGCACUGGACAUCCCAAGACCCCUGGCCAGUUCCCACCCCUGCACAUCUCCUUCCAGGUGGGUGUGAACCUGAGAGUCAGCACGUGCCAGCAGCCCGCUACCCAUACUGUUACCUGCCCCAGGAAGCUGCUGACCCAGCCAAAAAUAAAGAGGUCACUGAUGUCUCA